GCGCUGGCCUGCGCGCGCCAGGGCCUGGAGAUCGAGCUGGCCGAGGAGCGCCGCGCACGCCGUGGCUCAGAGGCCGCCAGCACGCUGGUGAGCCCUCAGCUGUCCCUGGCGCACGCGGAGGCCCCGGUCGACAGCGGGCAGUCCUCGACCCUGCGCGACCUGCUGCUGCCCCCGAUGGCGCGGCGGGGCCUGCUGCUGGACGGCCGCUGCGCCAUCGACCGCGACGGGGUGGUGUUCGGCACGGCCGGGGUGCUCGCGGAGCGCCUGGUGCUGGUGGGCGGCUGGACCGGCCUGGGCGCGGAGUGCCUGCGGGGGGUGCAGCAGCUCGAGCCGGGGGCGCCCGAGUUCGCGCCUGGGCCCCAGCUGGCGCAGCCGCGCGCGGGCUGCGCCGCCGUGGAGCUCGACGACGGCCGCCUCCUCGUCGCCGGGGGCUUCAACGCCGCCGGCGCCCUCCGCGGCACGGAGCUGCUGGCCCCCGGCGGGCCGGCCGUGCCCGGGCCGCCGCUGUCGGCGCCCAGGGCGGGCUGCGCGGCGGUGCAGCUGGGCAGCGGCCGCAUCCUCGUGGCUGGCGGCUUCGACGAGCACGACAGCCUGGACACCACCGACGUCCUGGACCCGAGCGCCGCGGCCCUCGAGCCGGGCCCGCGCCUGACGCGGCCCCGGGGCGCCUGCGCCGCGGUCCGGCUCCCGGAUGGGCGCGUGCUCGUGGUCGGCGGGGUGUCGGGCUCCGAGCUCG
Messenger RNA from Prorocentrum cordatum, 736 nucleotides. The record is from the annotation of a GenBank genome assembly. NCBI's taxonomy places the organism in Eukaryota, Dinophyceae, Prorocentrales, Prorocentraceae.